Messenger RNA from Scheffersomyces coipomensis, 2098 nucleotides. Its product is annotated as glycerophosphocholine acyltransferase. NCBI's taxonomy places the organism in Eukaryota, Fungi, Ascomycota, Pichiomycetes, Serinales, Debaryomycetaceae. The coding region runs from base 408 to 1883 and encodes 491 amino acids. The record is from RefSeq and is a predicted model, not a curated record. The transcript has a single exon. Gene Ontology annotation, biological process: phosphatidylcholine biosynthetic process.
CACUUUUCUCAUAAUAAAACAAAAAUUGUUUUUUUGAGCAUCAUCAAAAAUUAUCACUGUAACAGUAAAGCUUAAAACUAAAUAGAGAUAAGCUGAAAUACCUACAGCAGCGAUACAGAGAGACCGUGUUUCAAAUCAAUCCCAUUUCAAAAUAUAAAUUUUAUAAAUCAUUGUCAUUUCUUCUUCUUUAGUUAGUUCAUUUUGUUCCUUCUGUGUAUCAAACACGUCUUAUCCAACUGAAUCGAUCUAUUUAGAAUAGACUGAUCGUUUUACGACAAAUAGAAAUCGAAAAAGGCUAAAUUAAAUUUCUUUUUUCUGUUUUUUCUUCCCAUCUUUUUUACAGUCAAAAAAAAUCAUCAAUUCCACUUACGACACAGAUUCAAUAUCAAUCGUAUACUUAGCACAUCAUGAGUAGUGAUAUCAUAAAUGAAGCUAUGGAUCCAACUGGGAUGAUCACUGAAGUGUCUAAGGGUAGUAUCAGUUCUUCUAGUUCAAGUGCAACCAUUCUCAAUGAUGAAGAUUACUUAGAAAAACACAACCACAAUGAUCAAGACCACGAUCAUGAUCAUGAUCAUGAUGAUAGUGAAAAUAAUGAAGAUACAGGAUAUGUAUCAUCAUCAGCAUCAUCCUUCACAGGAUCAUCUAGUAAUGGUCCAAACUAUUUACAACGAAGUGAUUCCACCAAUUCUGUCGCUUAUAUCGAUUUAGGUAAACUUUUAUUCGUUAAUGAUUUUGAUUUUGGAUUAAAUUUAGAUACCGUAAGUGAUAAAACUAAACAAAAAUUCAAUGAUAUGAAAUUAAAAACGAAAGAAAAAUUCAAUAUGAGUCAAAGAUCAGUUGAAUUCAUUAAAUUACAAGAAAUAUUUCAAAAAAGAUUAGCUAAAUUCGAUGAAAGAGUUCAUAAAAAUUUAGAAUCUUCCAGUACAGAGAAAUUAUUCUAUGCUAUAGCGUUGUUUUUAAUCGUAUCGGCUGGUUUCAUCAUUGGGAAAUAUCCCACUUAUUUCCCCUUAUUUCAUACUGUUAUAUUUUCCAUCUUAAUUCCUAUCAGAUGUUAUACAUUUUUUAAAAUUAGUUAUGAAUAUUUUUUGGCUGAUUUAUGUUAUUAUGUCAAUUUAUUAUUAAUGACAUUUAUUUGGAUUUUCCCUAAUUCUCCAACUUUAUUCAUAUCAGUAUUUUCAUUAUCAUUAGGAACUUUAUCAUUUGCUGUUAUUACAUGGAGAAAUUCUCUUGUUUUACAUUCAAUUGAAAAAACUACAAGUUCAUUUGUUCAUGUUAUGCCACCCGUCACUAUGUUUGUAUUAGUUCAUGAAUUACCCAAAGAUCAUAUCAAAGAAAGAUUCCCUGGUAUUGCAGCUGUGGAUAAUUGGGAUUUCUUUUAUGGUAUAUUCUGGACUUCAGUAUACUAUACUAUUUGGCAAGUUUCAUAUCAUUUCUUUAUCACUAUUAGAAAAAGAGAAAAGAUCGCUCAAGGUAAAGCUACAUCAUUAACAUUUUUAAAAAGAAGACAAAAACAUACAGUAUUAGGUAAAUUUGUUAAUUCAUUACCAACAGUUUGGUUACAAACUUUAGUAUUCACCUUCAUUCAAUUCUUUUAUCAAAUCUUAGCCAUGAUGUUAUGUCCAAUUUGGUUUAAGUAUAAACAUGCAUGUGGAGCAUUUGUAUUAUUCAUCUUUGUAUGGGCAAGUUAUAAUGGUGCCACCUAUUAUAUUGAUGUGUUUGGUAAACGAUUUGAAAAUGAAGUGGAUAGAUUAAGAAAUGAAAUUAAAAAUUUACAACAAGAGAAUGAAAAAUUACAAUUUUCUCCCUUAAAUAAACCUCAAUCGUUUAAUGAUGAUUUAAUUAAACCAUUGGAAAAUUUACCUGAAUCCGCCAUAGAAGAGUAAUUCAAAAUUCUUUAAAAAAUCAUAUCCUGUUUCAAUUCUAUAUUAUUAUUAUUCAUACUUUCACUUCCUAGGAGGAAGUGAGUCUUCAAAUGUAACCUAUUAUUUACUAUUAUUCUUCCUAUUCUUUACACACAUACCCUUUUACCGGACAGCUUCUUUUAUAUAGAUAGAAAAUAAGAAAACAUCCAUAUAAUCCCUUCAACAAUUGUAUACUU